UACAAGGUUAUAAAACUCAGCUCACAACGACACAUCCUGAUUUACAAGUGUACAACAUUUCUGACUGUAAUUUGUGCCCAUAAAACAUAUAUUUGGUGGAGUCUAGGAUGAGAGGGGAGGUUUAUUACGCAGUCACUGAUAAUUGGUUAUUAUUUGCUAAGAUGUAUUUGUGAAGAAACCGAGCUCAAACGCAAAGAUUAAAAUAACAGCCUCAGAUUGUAGCUACAGGCAACGCAACCAUCAGACUACAUGGGCCGGUCUGUCAGGAGCCCCCAGUCAGUCUCAUUAAACUAAUAAGGCCUUAAUUAUUUUACUAGUGUUUCUUUUACCCUAUAUAACCUAGUUUUCAACUCAUUUUGAUAAAAAAAAGGUAAUUAUUGCCAAUAAUUGCCUGUAAUUUUAUGGCCCUAGCAGCAAUGCAUAGGGCCAUAAAAUUGGCUACCUAGUGUCAAAGAUUUUGUCUCACUGCUUGGAAACAAACUUUCAAGUUUUAUUAGACUAAUCGGGGCCUUGGGGUUUGUGUCAGUAGGAAAAACCAAGACUUAUCUACUGUACGUCAGAGAAAACACUUUCUGUUACCACCAUGUAUGUCUCUUUUAAAAUGACAUUAUCCUACAAGGAGCGUAGAAAUAAGACACUUCAAAACCAUUUUUGAACAUAAUGUAAAAUUAAUGACAGAACAAACUGAUAUGUCGAAGAAAAAAAGCUAUAAGACAUCUCUAAACAGCUCUAGUAACCCGUCAUAGCUAGAAACGAUCUUUGUAGGCUUGUAACGCUCCCUUGUUCUUUUUUAAGUCGAGUGGCGCAUCCUGUUCCUACACGGUCUUCGGAGCGCCGGGUCCGCCUCCUCUCAGCUGACUCCGGAGCAACAAACCAGAACCCGCAGCUGCUGUCAUUAAAGCCCUUAGCCGGCCGGCACUUACAGUCUGCUCGAAAAAGUAGAACCGAAUCAUCGACCGUUUUUACGGGAUGGUAUCGUGUUCAGAUUCACCUCGCGAGCGAUGAAUAAAACGCGCGCCGAGGGGACCGGACGGAGACCGGCGGCGGGUGUGUUUGCUCCGUGCUGCUCAGUACCGCUUCUCGGGCUCGUCAGAGGAUGGAGCGCUGGUUAAGAGUUGGUGGCGAGCCGUCCGUGUCCCGGUGUCUCCUCGGUCCUGUCCUCGUCCUCUCGCUCCUAGCGGUGCAAGCGAGCUGUCACAGAACCUGCACACACACAGUCCCCUCCGGCCGUGAGGUUGUCCAUCAAGUGUACUUGAAGCCUGAGCGCUUGGCAAAGAGAAGUUCUCCUGACGACCUGCAGCUAAAGAUAAAGAUCGUCUACGACAGCAGCGUUGACCAACUUCCUGCUGACAAACGGAGACUGGUGAAGGACAAGCUGUUUCCUCAGGCCAUCGACUACCUUCAGAGGGCGUUCAGCUUGAGGCGCAGGGUGGGACCCGUGCUGCUCAGCAGACAAUGUGCAACCAACCAGUACAUGCGGAAGAGAGGUGACCCUCAUCGAUACUGCCAGGACGCCUGCGCAGACGUCACCCGGUGCGGUCCCGUCGUCGUACCACAGCACCACCUGCAGCAAUGUAAGGUUUGCAGUGAGUCUGGGAAGUCCUGUGGCCCAGCGGGGCCCCCGGACGGCCCCGGGGUGGAGGGCUCAGACUUUGUGCUGUACGUCAGCGGCAUCACCACUGAGCGGUGCGGACAGGAGAACAUAGUGGCCUACGCUGCCUACUGCCAGCUGGAAGCAGAGCUGGACCGGCCCAUUGCAGGCUACGCCAACCUGUGUCCAGCCAUGAUCUCCUCUCAGCCUCAGGAGUUUGAAGGAAUGCUAUCCACUGUCAAACACGAGAUCAUCCACGCUCUGGGGUUUUCGGCCGGUCUGUUCGCCUUCUACCACGACGACGAGGGCAAACCUCUGACCCCGCGCUUCGCCAGCGGCCUUCCCGCGUUCAACGAGAGCCUGGGCCUGUACCAGUGGAGCGAGGCGGUGAUCAGGAGGGUCAGCCGACUGUGGGACAUCAGAGGAGGAGAGAUGGUGCGGCACCACGUUCACGUCCUGGUCACUCCUCGGGUCGUGGAGGAGGCCAGGAGGCACUUCAGCUGCCCCAUCCUGGAGGGGAUGGAGCUGGAGAACCAGGGCGGGACGGGAACCGAGCUCAACCACUGGGAGAAGCGGCUGCUGGAGGUCCGCACCUUCCCCCCCACCCCGCUACGUUUUACAAAACGCCAAACAAACCCACCUUGUUCUUUCCUCCUCGUGAUUCCGCACGACUCUCUCCAGAACGAGGCCAUGACGGGCUCCCACACCCAGAACCGGGUGUUUUCCCGCCUCACGCUGGCUAUCAUGGAAGACAGCGGCUGGUACCGGGCCAACUACAGCCUGGCCCAGAGGCUGGACUGGGGCCACGGCCUCGGCUGCGACUUCGUUAUGAAGAGCUGCAAGUUCUGGAUGGACAGACAGAGACAGAGGCGGCACCCUGUGACCCCGUUCUGUGACACGGUGCGGGCCUCUCCUCUGCAGCUGACCUGCAGACAGGACCAGCUGGCAGUGGCUGUCUGCAACUUACAGAAAUACCCCCAGCAGUUGCCCCUGGAAUACCAAUAUUUCGAUCGGAUCCCGGACGUGGCUGCAGAUCAGCUGUCGUCCUUCGGGGGCGCUGUGGAGAUCGCCGAUUUCUGCCCCUUCAGCCAGGAGUUCAGCUGGCACCUCAGCGGAGAAUAUCAACGAAACUCGUACUGCAGAGUAUCGGAGAACCAGCCAGACUCGUGGAGGAAUUAUGGAGCGGAGCAGUACGGCCUGGACUCUGUGUGUCUGUACCAGAAGUCGGCCUUCGUCAUGGAGCAGUGCACCAGGAAGAUGACGUAUCCAGACUGGGGCUCUGGAUGCUACAAGGUUUCGUGCUCGUCUCAGGGCCUGACGGUGUACGUUCAGGACCGCUCCUUCCUGUGCGUGAGGAAAGGUCAGCAGCUGAGCGUCAGCGUCCGGGUCAACGACUGGGUUUACAACGGGGUCCUGCUCUGCCCCGCCUGCGCCGACUUCUGUGACGACUGCCCCCUGCCCCACCAGCUCCUGCCCAUCAACGCCUCCAGGAGCAACCCCAUCGAUCCCUGCUCCAGUUCUCCAGGUCUGGCCAUCACUCUCUGGCUGCUUCUGCUCAACCUGCUCCCUUUAGUGGCUGGACUGCUGAUCUGUCACUGGAGCUGAUGACACACACACACACACACACACACACACACGCUCACAAUAAGGUAGCUAAAACUCUACUGUACUGUAGCCCUCAGAGGACUUGAUGACACACCUUGUUUUUCUUCUGUAUUUGGUUUUCUUUCCUUUAACCUGAAGCUGGGAAAAAACAACCUUUUUACAUCCCUGACUCUCUCUCUCUCUCUCUCCCUCCCUCCACUCCUAUGUUAUUAUUUCCACCUUCGACUCGACGUUUUUCCUCUCAGGAUCUUUGCUCUUCCAUUCCUUUUUUGGGGUUUUUCCAAUGACAAAACUGUGUCUGCGUCUCUCGAAACCGUCUGCCACAAAAGGAUGUGUUUACAUGCACUUCAAAAACCAGGUUGCCCUCUUUUUUUUUUUUCUUCUGUAAUUGAGAACCAUGGUCACUGUAAUCAGAAUGUAAACAAUGCAGACACACCUACUUGUUUCUAAAGGUUAUCGCUGGCUCGGGGAGGUACGGUUAUUUAAAUGUGGCAGCUUAUGUGGUUACUUACAGGUAAACUGUUCGUAUUGAAGGGAAAGCGCAUGUUAUGACCCAAUACUUCUCUCUUUUCAAGGCUGCGGUGCGUUUAUAUUGAUGUAAAUAUAUAGAAUUAUUUAAAAUUAACCAUUUUUAUUGCGAGAACAAACACAGACAGAUUUCUGUUAUCAAGUUAGUAAAGCAAAGGUUAGCUUUUGAUUUUACAUUUCAUUCUAUUCUUGAAUUCACCUGUCAAAAGGGUCCUCCCCUUUUCGGAUAACAGUUUACUGCUUUCGACACAAGCGUUCAUAUCUCGCAUUGAAAUUCAUCCUGCAUCGUCAGAGCCCAGUUAAUUAUUAGAGCUCAACUAAUUGUUUUCAGUCACUUGAGCUGUUGCUAUUCAGUCCCAAACAUGAGUGAAAUUCAUCUGAAUAACAUUUUUGUGAACGUACACAAACAAAACAUUCAGAAUAUCACCCACACUGCAAUCUGUAAUCCACUGAUCGAUCAAAUCAGAUUUGCCUGUCAGGAUGUACUAAUGCUGCCAAACUGUCCUAAGAAUUGAAGAUUGCUAAGAUAGUUGCCAGAUUUGUUGUGUUGCCCUUCAAAUUUCAGGUAAGUCAUUCCCAAAUCUUGGAUUUAUGAAAGAUGUCACAGUUGAGAUCUUUUCAGCUGCAAUUCGGAAAGCCACUGAGAUUUUAUUGUCGUUGUGGCUAGUUAGCAUGCUAACCUCGUUUAGCAGCACAAGAUGCUUCAUUUUGGUUUUGCUUUUAGAUGCUAAAGGAGACCUAGCAGAAAUAAAUGCAGAACAGCAGUACUUGGUAUUUAAUGGAAUACCAACAGACAUUUUAAAUGGGCGGCGGCCAUUUUGAAUUCAAACUGAGUAGCCUAGGUAACUCUGAUGUUUCAAGUCAGAUUUCUAACUUCGAGAGGUGUCCAAGUUAUUUUUCCUGACUCAGAAUAUUAAUUAGUUUGGCUUGUAAGUACAAAAGGAAGUCACCAUUAGGGGAACAUAGUUCACUCGUGUUUUUUGCAGUGCAUGUAAACAUGUUUUCAUAACUCUUAUAUUACAGGGAACAGAAUACUCAUUUGAUUAAAAUGAAAUCUAAUUUUAUUUCAUUUGAACCCUCCCAUGGUCUUAUGAGACGGGGUCAUUUGGACCCCACAGGUUUUUUUUACUGUGUGCGCGGUCUGGCGAGGUCGCAUUGACCCCGUGUGCAUUUUUACUGUUUUUUUUAUUUAUUUAUUUUUGUCCACUAUGUGGUUUCGAGAACUGACGGUCUGACGGGACAACUUCCGACCGUGACAUCUGUCGCACUCCUCCUGAGCGCCGCGCUGAGUCAAACACAGCAGGGUGUUCGUUUUUCUCCCAGUGAAGGAGGAACACGAUGGGUGGAAUCUCUCCAGCUUGAACCCAUUGUGAAAGUUUUUUCAACUUCUCAAUGAUCAGGUUUUAUAUUUAUUUUCCUCCUUUCAUGUUGCACUAGAAGUAGAAUUAAAGAUAUCAACACUACAGCUGGAUUUCAAAUCUCCUUUUGGACAUUUUGUUUAGUUUUUGUUCAUUCAUCUCAGAUGGGAACAAAGAGGAACCCUAGGACGUUUUUUGGGGGGGGGGGGAGGGAUUUUUACACUAGAACACACUCCUGAGGCAAGACUGGAAUCUGCGCAGUUUGGUGACCCCUGCUGGCAGCUGUGGGGAACAGUUUAAAGCUUUAGAAUGCGAGGCAAUCUGUCAUACAGAAACGUUUUAAAUUAUAUGUGUGUGAGGUGGAGUACCUGGCGUUUAAAUGAAUUACCUCUCUUGUAGUGAGCAGACCUCGUGUUUCAUUAAUGAAGUCAUUGAAUGAAUCUGUAGCUCUUGUUGGGAUAAGCUGUUCACGUGAAGGUACAGCAGCGUGUUGAGAGCUCAUUUCUUUUUCUGAAGCUGAAUUUCUGCUGAGCUGAUUAAUCAUACGCUGCUUCUGACAUACAAAGUCAGAACCUGGAUCUCGUCACACUCAAGUUAACGGUCUCUUGGUUUUAUUCGCCUCAGAAUUUUUUUUUUUUUUGUAGUCCAAUCGGCUGAUUUAAAAACUACAAUCACUGAGGCACUUUCUCUGACCUCCCAUCAAAAGCUAUUUAAACAGGAAGAGCGGUACGCUUGAAAGUUUGGAAAACCUUGGCAUGCCUGGGCAACGGUAAUCUGCACGUGUAUUGCUACGUGUGCUACAGGUUUGACAUGUAAGCCGCCAGACGUCGCAAGAAAAACUGUUUAGCAACGCUGUUCUAUAUGAGAGGAAGCCAUAUUUGUGAAAUUCUGACUUUAGGUAGUGUUCUUCUUAAAUACAACCUGUGAAUUCUGACUUUUGAGAAAAAAGAAACGGGCAGCAAAAUUCCUACUUGGACGUGUGGAAUUGAACACAAAACUGUGCCAGACCUUUGGUACUUGGGACGUUCCAUGUAAAUGUCUGAUUGAAGUUGCCACAGUGUAGCCAUCGGUUUGAACCGUAUCCUGACAUUUCUAGGCACAUCUAAAUCCACUUUUUGUUUUCCCAUCAGUUGUGAAAGUUUGCUUGCUCCAUUUCGAUUUGCUGUAAGCUACAAGGAAAGCUACUGCCUUUUGCAGAAAAAACGACGGUUGGUGAUGCCUAUAGGUAUCUUAUGGCAAAACUGUGCUCUUAAACUCUUGAUCAGUAUUCUUAUUUCCUAAGGAGGGAUUUAGACCCUCCACUGUUUUCCUAUAUCUGCCUCUACUCUGGGUUAAACAUCCUGCAGAUGGAGCAGGCAGAUGUCAGAGCCACUGACGGACAACACCGGCAGGAACGCAGCGGUGCUUCUUAUUUUAACAUGGACGUCAAAAGAAACUGAAGGACUGUUUUAAUCAGCUCAAUUGUAAUGUUGGACACAUCUAUUGCAAAAGAUGUUUUGCAGUUUUGUACAUGAUUGUUUUUAAAAUGCAGCCCAGCGAGAUAAAGACCACUUUGUCUGAACUGGUCCUCGGUUCAGCGGCUGAAGUCUUUACGUUCGCAAACCGGAGGAAGCUACGGCCAAACGUCUCUAUGAUGUGAAGUGUUCGUUUCACUGCAGAACAAAUGACCUUUCAGCUAAAUGUCUGUCUGUGUUUUCUGUGACGGGAGACUGAGAAAUGCUUGUAUGCUGUUAAAGGUACACAUAAAAUGUUUUUUGGGUUUUUUUGUAAACUAAAGAAGAAAGGGUUGACGUCGACUGCGCUUUUCAUUGCUAUCAGUAGUGUCAAAAACAGAGAUUCAAUGUUUGUACGGUAAACUUUUCAAACCUUCUCGGUGACUGUUAGAGCCUUUUUUCAGUUAUCCUGUGGUUUUGUUGUCAGGUGGGGUUACUGUUGGCCCUUUUCCACUUGCACCUGCUCACAGCAGCUUGACUUGGCUCCAUGUGGUUCUAAGGGAUAUCCGCCUAUGUGGAACCAGACACUUUUCUAGGACAUACUUUGCUGGGGGUCGUAGUGUGCCUAGUUGGGCUGAAAGAAUGAUGUCAGAAAAGUGUCGGUAAGAGCGACUCGUAUACGGAGGCUACAGACCUGGACGCGGUGGACUAGAGUUUGACUUCCGGUAUCUUUGCCGCAUGUCUUUUCUCACUUCUCUUUGACCGUUUCUAUUCUGGCAGCUGGAAAAAAAAAAAAAAAACUAAAACAAAAGGAAAGGAAAAAAAAAAGAUAUUCGGUUAGAUAGGCAGAGCGGUGGUCAGAGGUUGCGACAAAAGGAGGACUACCCCCCUUUUUUUAAUAAGGAAGACUUUUUGGGGGGCACUAGUGAGCUUUAUUGAACAGUAAGGAGGCAAAAAAAAAAACACAGGUAAAAGAGAGAAGUGAAAGUCGUACAGCAAAGGACCUGACACCAGGAGUCAAAUUCAGGGCAACCGUGUUGACGUCUCCAGCCUCUCCUGCUCUGAAUAUGGUGCGCACAUUCUAGCAACUGAGCCAGCUAGCUCGCCUUACGAUAAUCCGACCCGCCAUUUUUAAAGACUCACAACAGCGACCGAGUGGAUCUGUGACCAUGGCAGACUCGGCACAAUGUUCAACGUUUUUUGUUGUUUUUUUUUGUGUGUGUGCCGUGUCACACUACUUUUCAGACUGUGGGACUACGCAGUUAUGACAACUCCACCCACUAGAGUCCUUACUCAAUUAAUGGAAAACCAGUCGAACUGUGUUGAGCUGCGUUGUUAUUGGGAAAGAGCCAUAUGUGUAAUAGAAGUUUUUGUUUUUGUUUUUCCCCCAAACAAGUCAGAAAGUUGAUGGUCUCUCAAAUCAAACCAUUAAGGAUUUUCAUGAAUGUUUUGGUUCCUACAGGGGUCUGUUGUCUUGGCAACUUUGGACUAGCCUUUUCCUUCAGCAGAAAGUGCUGUAAGAUGCUGACAACAACAAGGCUCCUGAUCUAUUGGUUACUUUGGGGGAACAAACUAAACAGCCCUCUUUUGUCUUUAGUUAUCUAAUUUAUAGAAAUGAAGAAUAAAGGACUGAAUAACCAAACAGAGCAAAAAUAACUAUUAAUAAACUCAAAAGGACUUGACAAAUUACCCUUACAAGGUCUUUAUUGUUUUUGAAGAAAAUUCCAUCCCGUUCUCCAGCUAACUCAUAUUAACCUGCAUCUCCAUAAAGUACUUAAAGAAUGAACUUUGUUUUCUGAAGCUUGCGCUACACCAGAAGAGCUGGCCUUAAUAAUGAGGACUUUUCUGAUAAACUGCAACAGAGUAACUGAAGGAUGCAUUUGGGUUCAGCUCUUUAUUUAUUGACGCGUUUUCUCGUAACUCGUCUGUUUUUGUGUUCUGAUCGACGUUCUGGCAGCAACAUGUCCAGCGUUGAUGUUGGUCUCGUCACUGUUAGCACUGUUCAGAUGAUCUGACCUCGGCCCGUUUUUCGUCGUGUAUUUGAAUUCGUGCUUCUGUAUUUAUUGAUGUUGGACUGAGUUGGAAAAGAAAAAUCAUUUUGUUGUUAGAAAAUGUCAUGGAAACAUGGCGUUUGUGUUUUUAUUUUAGCACUUUGGUGAAAAGCAGUGGAACAGUGAAAACACUACUUUUAUUUUCUUUUUU
Messenger RNA from Xiphophorus hellerii (green swordtail), 8717 nucleotides. It is a transcript of the gene lmln, whose product is annotated as leishmanolysin-like (metallopeptidase M8 family). NCBI's taxonomy places the organism in Eukaryota, Metazoa, Chordata, Actinopteri, Cyprinodontiformes, Poeciliidae. The transcript is spliced from 15 exons. Gene Ontology annotation, biological process: proteolysis; cell adhesion. The coding region runs from base 1097 to 3196 and encodes 699 amino acids. The record is from RefSeq and is a predicted model, not a curated record. Gene Ontology annotation, molecular function: metalloendopeptidase activity. Gene Ontology annotation, cellular component: membrane; cytoplasm.